Messenger RNA from Emericellopsis cladophorae, 1119 nucleotides. RefSeq lists its product as uncharacterized. The record is from RefSeq and is a predicted model, not a curated record. Bases 1 to 1119 code for a protein of 372 amino acids. Gene Ontology annotation, molecular function: protein binding. NCBI's taxonomy places the organism in Eukaryota, Fungi, Ascomycota, Sordariomycetes, Hypocreales, Bionectriaceae. The transcript has 2 exons.
AUGUCUUUCUUCAAGAAGAUCGUCAAGGAGUUUGACGAGCUGCGCAUGGGCGACAAGGACAAGGACAAAGAGGAGGAAAAGAAGACAGAUGAGCACUCCUACUCGGGCGGCGAUGGCCAACGAGGUGAACCCUAUCGCAGCGACAGCCAUCACAGCGGCCAGAGCGGCCACUACGGCGGUUACGCUCCCCCUCCCCCAGGCAACUAUCCUGAUCACAGAGGACCAGAGGGUUAUGGCACACCACCCGGUGGCCAUGGUGGCUACGGCGGUCAAGCCCCCCCGCCACCAGGCAACUACCCUGACCACAGAGGACCCGAAGGCUACAGUGGUCCUGAUGGCCCUGGCUAUGGAUCUCCCCAUCCACCCCCGUCCUACGGCGGUGGCGGCUAUGGAGGUUACGAGAACCGCGGCGCCCCUCCUCCUCCCGGUGAGCACUACGGUGGAGGCGACCCAGCCUACCAGCCUCCCUCCGACAAGCCCCCUCUGCCCCACGGCUGGAAGCCCUUCUUCGAUCAGCGUGCGCAGCGUUGGUACUAUGUGGAGGAAGCCACCGAUCGCACUCAGUGGGAGGCACCCGGCUUUGAAGGUCACGGUGGCGAGCACGGCUCGCGUGGCUUCGGCGGUCCUGGCGGCGACCACGGCGGCUAUGGUGGAGGUCAUGGCUACGGCGGUGGCUAUGGCGGUCACGGAGGCGGUGGUUAUGGUGGUCAGGGCGACGGCUACGGCGGUCAUGGUGGCGGCUAUCCAGGUCAUGGUGGUGGCUAUGGCGAGCACGGGAACUACGACGAGUCCCGCGGCCACGGUGACGAGGGCAAGGAGAAGAGUGACAAGAAGGCGAUGCUCAUGGGCGCGGCCGGUGGUCUGGCUGUCGGCGCUGUCGGUGGCGCCCUGAUCAACGAAGCGCUCGACGACAGCGACGAUGAGGCGCACGCUGCUCCGCCCCCUGAGACCACGGUUGUCGUGCAAGACGACGAUGGCAAUGCGGCUGUCACCGAGGUGCACCACCACUACUACGAGGCGCCCCCUGAACCUGAGGAGGAGGAAGAGGAGGGCAGCUCUUCAUCCUCUUCCAGCAGCUCAAGCGAGGAGGAGGAGGAGGAGGAGGAGGACGACGACUGA